AGUUUUAAUCCUCCUCGGACUUCAGAAUUCAAAUUUUUCCUUAAUUUUCCCAAUGUGGCUUCGAGGUUGCAAGAAUUUUCUCAAGUUUUCUGUCUGUCGUUUUGUUUUUUGCAAGGGAAAUCAUCUAACUGCAGAUUCUUUUUUCCAAGGAAAAGGACCAAUAACCAAGCAUUUCACAAGACAACUGACAAUUUCGUCUGCAUUCAAAAGCCACUCUCAACAAAUCGUGAUAUCACAAGACGACAUGAGAGUGAGACUCCUUCCCGCCCUGUCAGAUAAUUACAUGUAUCUCUUGAUUGAUGAGAACACCAAAGAAGCAGCUAUUGUAGAUCCAGUAGAGCCUAAAAAGGUGGUGUCUGCUGUAAAUGAGGAAGAGGUUACAUUGACGACAGUUUUGACGACACACCACCACUGGGAUCACGCAGGUGGCAAUGAAGAGCUAGUUUCAUUGGUCAGUGGGCUAACAGUCUGUGGAGGUGAUGAUAGGAUUGGUGCUUUGAACAAGAAAGUAUCACAUGGAGAUGAGUUUAAGGUUGGUACUUUACAUGUCAAGUGUUUGUUUACGCCAUGUCAUACAAGUGGUCAUAUCUGCUACCUAGUGAGUGGUGUUGAAGAUAAACCUAGUGCAGUAUUCACAGGGGACACUUUGUUUAGUGGUGGGUGUGGCAGAUUUUUUGAAGGCACACCACCUGAGAUGUACAAAGCACUGAUUGAAGUCUUGGGUACUCUUCCUUGUGAAACACUCGUUUAUUGUGGUCAUGAGUACACCGAACAGAAUUUAAAAUUUGCACAAGCGGUUGAGCCAGACAACCCUGACGUAAAGGAGAGACUGGAAUGGGCCCAAUAUGCGAGGCGGGAGAAUAAACCAACCGUUCCAUCAACGAUCGGACAGGAAUUUAAAUUCAACCCUUUUAUGCGUGUUAGGGAAGAGAGUCUCAAGAAAUACACAGGAAAAAGUGAUCCAAUUGAUGUCAUGGGAGCACUGAGAAAAGAAAAAGAUAACUUCAAAGCUUGAUACAAGUCCACUAGCAAGAAAAAACAGUGUACACAGUGCCAGGAUAGUAGUAAGUUUAAGGUUAGUGAGUUAAUUUUUAAACCAACAGUAGUUAAAGAAUUCUUCAGUACCAGUCUUUAUCUUGAGGUAGGAAGACAUAAAUACAUGUAAAUGUGCACACUAGGUUAAAUUUGAUCCUUAUAAUCACCCUGAAAGAACAUUGGCAUUUGCUAAACUUCUUAAGGAACCAUUCGGUUUUAUCGAGGAGGAGUUACGGUGGGAUUCACUUAGUAAUCUGAACAAAAAAUUCUCACCGCCUAUUCAUCGAUGCAUAAAAAUUGCCCCUCCCUUGUUUUUGAUUCUGUUCAAAAGGGCUGUGCAAGAUUAUUUUGUGUGGUCCUUCACUCUUUACCCUGAUUUUUUAAUAAACCCCCUCAAAUCCCUUGGGACCCCAGUUCACUAGUAAAUGAUGAAAACUCCUGAUAUUGGAAAUCCAUUUUUAAGAGUACAAUAUAUAGUCCCUUUCGCAGUCCCCUGCACCAUCUUGAAAGGUACCCAUGCCUUUGCAUCCAAGCGAGACAAAUGGCAAGCUUGCAAUGAUAGAGACAUGAAUAAUUUUCCAAGGUGUUAUACAAAGGUUUCUAUCAUUCCAAGCUCACCGUUCAUCUCGCUUUGAUGCAAAAGCACAGCUGCCUUUUAAGAUGGUGCAGAGAACUCUGAAAAGUACUAUUGUUGAAAAAAAACAUAAAAGAUUCUCAGUUCAUUAUAACUUUUUUUACUUAAAAUACUCCUUUAAGACACCUGGAAUCCUUUCUUAGAAACUUGAUUAAACCAGGAGGUAAUUAAACCUGAUUAUACCUGUUUAACCUGAUUAAACCUUGGAGAUACCUUGAGAUAUAAGGGUUAUGGUAAUCAUACUCUAGUAUGAUUGAAUUAAAACUUCAAACGACACAAAAACAAACUUAAUUUGGUUUGUUAUGUCAGUUUAUUUACUUUUAUAAAAUUAAGUGCUUAUAAAAAAAUAGAAUUAAAAUUAAAUACUGUUUCAUUCCUUUGUUUAGAAGUCCGUGGUUUAUUUAUUUUACUUCAGCUAUUGUUGGCUUAGGCUUCAUAGAGUUUCAGCUGCAGUCGUGUAUAUGAUAAUGUAUAUAAGUUUUAUUUUUAAAAAUCAAUACAAUCUUUAAACAUGUCAUUAAAAUAUUGACAGCUUAAUUAAAUCUUAAACUGUUAUGUGUUUAACAAUUUUUUUAUCUUUUAGAUUAAUAAUUUUGCCUAGUUUGUUCUAGUUAGGGGGAUAUGUUCUAGACUUACAGGUACUGUAGAGAGGAAGGGGGUCGGCUAGCACUAGCUAGAAUCCACACUAUUUCUUGUACUGUCAUAAACGGAACAAACAACAUCACUUUCUUCCCAUUUGACCUAGAGAUGAUGUUUUAUUAAGGAAUAAUAAAAAAAGUAAAGCUAAAGAAUAGUACUCCAAUAGGCCUAGACCUUUUCCGAGGUUCCAUAAACCUGAUGCACUGUGGUCUACCUUGGGUACAAAUAACACAGUUUAUGGAAAGAUGAACAAAAUAUGUUUGUACUUAAGCUAGACCAUAAUGAGGGUGUAGAUGGGAAUUAAUGUUAAGUGUUAUGCAGACCCCCCUAUGGAUACCCAAAAUUAAAUGCUAUCGGCUAUCUCUGAAAAGUUCUAUGUUUGUACUAUUUUUAAUUAUAAGGCAGCAGUCUAAUUUCAUACUCCCAAAACCCAACCAACAACUGUAACCUACUUAUCGGAACGCCCUAACCCACUAACUCCUUAUUUAUUAUCACUUCCUGGGAUGUCUGUAUGUUGCUUUUGGCUGUCAGUUAUGGUGGCAGUACAUGUAGAGUAUGCUUCCAGGCUCUAACUCAAGAAUAACCUUGUAGUAUUUAAUAUUUUUAUGUUUUUAUACAAGUCAGCUCACUAAUGGUUACUCACAGCAAGGUACCAUCCACAUCAAAAGCUUUAUUUUUGACUCUCAUAAAAUCUAAUGCAUUUUUAGUUCAUGUUAUAGAAAACAAAGUAAAAAUAAAGUUUCUGAAAUAUAAA
Molecule: messenger RNA, 3062 nt
Organism: Actinia tenebrosa (Australian red waratah sea anemone)
Lineage: Eukaryota; Metazoa; Cnidaria; Anthozoa; Actiniaria; Actiniidae
Product: hydroxyacylglutathione hydrolase, mitochondrial
Molecular function (GO): hydroxyacylglutathione hydrolase activity
Source: RefSeq, a predicted model, not a curated record